UCACAGUAUGGCUGACUCUGUCUUGUAAAUUUUCGUCACCACCAUAAAAUAUCGAUUUAUUGCUGUCUGCAUCCGCCCCGAUUACAGAAAAUAUUCAGAAAAGAUACAUUGAUAGAACUCAACUGUGAUAAAGGCUCAAGAACCAUGUCAUCCGCAAAGCCCUCAUCUUGCGAUACUUUUGUUGUCCUUCCUCCCAAUACAACUGGCGGUGUGGUGUUUGGAAAGAAUUCUGAUCGUCCAUCAGAUGAGGUUCAAGAAGUUAUCCAUGUUCCGGCUGGAGAUCAUGGGAGUGGUGAUAAAUUAAAAUGUACCUAUAUUGAGAUUGAUCAAGUAGCACAUACAUAUCCUGUCGUCCUGUCCAAACCAGCUUGGAUGUGGGGAGCUGAGAUGGGAGCCAAUGAAUGUGGUGUCUGUAUCGGAAACGAAGCUGUCUGGACAAAAUUGAACUCGCAAGAGGACCUGAAGAAGAAACUCCUUGGAAUGGAUCUGUUAAGACUUGGCCUAGAACGUGGCGGGACAGCCAAAGAAGCAUUGGAUGUCAUCUGCCAGCUUCUUGAGACUCAUGGUCAGGGUGGGCCGUGUGCCGAGGGGUCAAGUUGGUCCUAUCACAACAGCUUCCUCAUCGCAGACAGAACUGAGGCAUGGAUAUUGGAGGCAGCAGCGAGCCAUUGGGCUGCAGAGCAAAUCACAAGUGGAGUUAGGAACAUCAGUAAUGAACUGAGUAUUAGGACAAAGAUAGAUGCCAUGUCAUCGGGGCUGAAGGAGCUUGCAGAGAAGGAAGGCUAUUGGAAACCAGAUGAAGGUGACUUUGAUUUUGCCAAGGCUUUCUCCGCUGGGCCUGUGGAGGAGUUGUGUAAGUCUGGAGAGAAGCCCAGUGGUCGCUACCAAUGUGGGCGGAAUCUGUUGGAGGAGCUGUCUGCAAACAAUGAGUUCAGUGCCCAGAGUAUGUUCAAAGUUCUCCGCAAUGAAGAGAGUGAUAUCUGCAUGACGGGCGCCAUUGCAACCACUGGUAGCCAGGUAUCAGUGCUCGCCCCGAGUGGAACUGACUCGCAGAGCUGUCAUUGGUUCACAGCAACCAAGUACCCCCAUUGGUCAAUCUUCAAACCAUUCGUCUUCUGCAAAGAUGCAGUCAUCACUGACAUCACGGUUUCUCCCAAUUCGGGUGUAACAGAGGCAGAAGGCUACGUCGAUCGCAAGCACAAGUUAUACAAAGUGCAUGAACAGUUCAUUAAGAUGUUGACUUCCAACGACCCACGCGGGAAAAUGCUCUUGGAAACCUUGAAGGAAAUGGAAAGCAAAUGUAUUGAGGAUGUAGAAGAAAUGCUGAAAAAUAUUGAUGCCGAAAAUAGCCGUCAAUUGGCGCAGAUAUUCCAACACAUGGCUCAACUUGAAAUGAACUUUUAUUCAAUGUGACUACUUUUCUCAUGUCAAGCUGCCAAGUAAUCCAAUGUCUUUGUGUGUGUACAUGUAGAAUUUAUAGUGCACGAAAUAUGUAUACGUAGCCUACAGGGCCCACCUGCAAGGAGAAGAGGUGUUUUGAGGAUUGUUCUUGGAAAUUUUUGUUCAGAGAAUAUAUGUGAAUAUACCGGUAAUAUCAUAGUGGCGUAAAGUCAGGGCUCUCAAUGAUCUCAAAAGUUGGCCAUUUUCUGUCCAAAUCGACACAACUCGCUGAUCUAGAUGAGACAGCUGAUGGGAGGUCUGAAGGAUCUGUUUCAAACUCAAAACAUCCAGUCAUUGUGACAAUAGUUGUGGCUUUUAGCUACAUGUAAUGAUUGUAUGCCAAUAGAUGUUAUGUCUGCAUUGAGCUGAAUGUUGCAGGUUUUAUUGCUCAAGUUUCUGAGUAUUCUGAAUCUUGGUAACAAUGAUGGCUUGAUCGAUGUCAGUAUUUGUAAGUGUAGAAAAAUGACUGAGUUCGCCUUGGCAAUCAGCAUAUCUUCAUGCAAUAGGACAUUUUAGCCUAUCAAAAUUUAAGUGAAUGUGAUAUUUUUUUUAAACAUUUUUUUGGCACUUUACAAUCGUGUUGAAACUCUUUGGAAAGGUUUCUCACUGCAAUAUUUAUGUCAGUUAUUUUGUAAUCUUUUGACAACUUCUUUUGCCAGCUGUAUAUCAAUGUUUUGAUUGUGUAUGUGCAUGUUGCACUGUAGAUUAUUGCCUUUGUUUUCAGCCAUUUUACUUAAUUUAUGAGUGCUGGCCUAGUCCCCAAUUGUCUUUUGCUGUGGAUCACAAGAAAUUAAAGACCACAGUUGCAUUUCUGUUGACAAAAACUAUUCAGGGCCUAGUCAAGUUUGUGCCAUUUCAUUUUUCAUGUUUAUACUAUUUUCAAGAUGCCAACGUAGUGUUCAUUCUGAAAGGUGUUGGUCACAGGAUAUUAAUCACUGUAAUGGAAGAUACAUUUAACCUUGUUCUGAACAUUGCGGUCCUUGGUGACACAACAAGAACUGCUACGUAGGUUUUAAAUUGAUACCCGAUGUUCACUUUUGAGCCCUUUUGAGGUAGAAAUAGAUACAUCAAAAUGCAGGCUAAGACCCGCCAACACAGUAUAACAUAUGGAUUGUUUUGGACUUUGUUUCUUUAGCAUUUCAAAUAGGCUGUUGCCAAUCAGUAUGAUGAGAUCUAUUGCUAGCCAUUGCCACUUGUCCAAUGUUUAGACUAUGUUGUAUCAAUGUUUACAUUCUGUACCUCCAUGUAAGAGGUGAAGAUGUCGUGUGCACGCCAGCGGCUCAGGGCCAGGUUUGUUGGAGUUCACAUUUUCUUAUCAAACAUGUCACAGUUCACUUUUCAUGUGUGACAUAGAGAACAAACAAGUCAUUUCCAAAGAGCGGGCUACAUACGACUCAUUAUGUCACUUUCCACCCUCAUGUUGUGACUUGUCAUGAUCGGUCAACGCCUUGUUUGUGACAAGGGAACAGAGACAAGUGACUUUGAAUAAACCUGGCCGAUGAGGAGACCAUGAAUAAAUGUCUAGUCAAAGAA
Messenger RNA from Lineus longissimus, 2973 nucleotides. RefSeq names its product secernin-3-like. NCBI's taxonomy places the organism in Eukaryota, Metazoa, Nemertea, Pilidiophora, Heteronemertea, Lineidae. The record is from RefSeq and is a predicted model, not a curated record. Gene Ontology annotation, biological process: proteolysis. Gene Ontology annotation, molecular function: cysteine-type exopeptidase activity; dipeptidase activity. The coding region runs from base 145 to 1413 and encodes 422 amino acids. The transcript is spliced from 6 exons.